GUGCUUACGUCAUUUAUUGCUAAUUCUCCGUUGAAUUCACACGAGUGCCUACAGUGUAUUGAGAAAAUGACUCGUGAUAUGUGUUUUUUAAUAUUCAUUGUUUUAAUCGGUCAUUGUUUUGGAGAUAAACAGUGCGGUCCUAGUGAACAGUUGAAUACAUGUCCGUCUGCUUGUACUACUGGCAGAUGUCCUGAGAGCCAUGACGAAUUUAAAAACUGCUCCGAUGCAGGCAAAUGCCUCGAAAGCCGUUGCGACUGCCAAUUCAACUAUAGACGAGCGGCGAACAACACUUGUAUACCCAUAGCCAGUUGCCCCAAAUUUAAUUGUACUGGAGCGAACGAAGAGUACGUGGCCUGUCCACCAUACUGCCCCACAGACGACUGUUCCCAAGCCACUCCUGACGGUCACUGUCGUUAUUUUUGGAGCAUUCUAUUUGUAGUGGAAUGUAGACCUUCUUGUCGUUGCAUUGAAGGCUUUUGGAGGAACAAGGGAGUUUGCGUUCCUUAUAAUAAGUGCCCUAAAACCUAAAUUAAGUUUAAUUAAUGUUAAUUCUUAUAAUUGUGUACAUUUAGUGUCACUAUUUAUUUUAUGUAGACCGACUAAAUUACUUAAAUUCUCAGAUCUACAUCUUAUUUACCUACCGUCCUACCAAACACCAACAAAUAACAUUAGUUCUUCAUUUUACUUUUAUGUAUGACAGAAAAAAACACAUUAGAAACAUAUCUAAAUUAUGUUUAUUAUAUCCCUUUUUGACUUGCCUUUUUGAAUUAUGGCAAUUGGAGGGUUUGUCCAUAAUCGCCACGCUGGGCAUGCGGGUUGGCGAUCACAGGGUGUUGCUACUCGGGUAAACGCGUUCUGGAGUGGAGACCGCGAACUGGAAAACGUAGUGCAGGACGCCCUCAAGCUCGGUGGAGUGAUGAUCUGUACAGGGUGGCUGGCAGGAAUUGGAUGA
Bombyx mandarina (wild silkworm) is the source of this 952-nucleotide messenger RNA. RefSeq lists its product as uncharacterized. Lineage: Eukaryota; Metazoa; Arthropoda; Insecta; Lepidoptera; Bombycidae. The record is from RefSeq and is a predicted model, not a curated record.